AUGGGUGACAAGUCAUCUGAUAUCGAGACCUUUCACAAUGAUAUCGUGGCAGAGUCCUCUAAAAAAGAAAUCGAUGAGGCCACUGAUCCCGCCGCACAUGAGCGCCGUCAAGCCGGUGCUCUGAAUAUUGUCGAGAACCCUUUGACGCGUAGUUCCAGAGAGCAAGCUAUCGCCGAUGCCCGAAACUUCGCCGCGUCAAAUGACAUGACCGAGCACGCCGACCUUUUUGGCCGGGCUGCUCUGGUUGCACGCAACCCCGAUGAAUUCGAGUCCGUCCCAGAAUUGGACGAAGAAGAGCGCGCGGCCCUUAUUUACGAGAGAGACCACAAGUGGCACGGCUCCUUCAUGCUUUGGUACUCGAUUUCUCUUUGUGCUGUCGGCGCCGCGACACAAGGAUGGGAUCAAACGGGCGCAAAUGGAGCAAAUCUGUCAUUCCCCCAAGAGUUUGGCAUUGCUCGCGAGGGAAAUUCGAGUGAUGAAUGGAUCGUCGGAAUUGUUAACUCCAUCAUCUUUUUCACCGCCGGCCUAAUCGGUGCGUUUAUUGUCGAUCCACUGAAUCAUUACCUGGGACGAAGGGGUGAGAUCUUCCUCACUGCUUGUUGUCUCACAGCAACUCCCAUCGGAUCUGCGUUUGCUAGAAACUGGCAAGAGCUAUUUGUUGCGAGAUUUAUUAUGGGUAUCGGAAUUGGCGCGAAGAACGCCACAGUUCCCAUCUACUCCGCCGAAAUGGCACCGGCGCGAACUCGUGGUGCCCUUGUCAUGUUCUGGCAGCUUUGGGUUGUCGCCGGCAUCUUCCUCGGAUUCGCUGCCAAUGUGAUUGUCAAGGACACCGGAGACAUCGCCUGGCGUCUCCAACUCGGUUCGGCCUUCAUCCCAUCCCUUAUCCUCGGUAUUGGUGUCUUUUUCUGCCCUGAGUCUCCUCGUUGGCUUAUGAAGCAUGGAAAAUAUGCCAAAGGGUACAGGUCCAUGGUGCGUCUGCGCGCUCAUCCAAUCAUCGCAGCCCGAGACUUUUACUACUCCUACAUUAUUUAUCAAGAGGAGCUCAAGGAAGCAAGAGGAGCAGGGUACUUCUCUCGCAUGUGGGAUAUUUUCGCCGUCCCAAGAAUCAGGCGCGCCAACUACGGAGCCUCCACUGUCAUGAUUGCACAGCAAAUGUGCGGCAUUAACAUCAUAUCCUUCUAUAGCUCUACGAUCUUUGUCAAGGCCGGCUAUUCGGAUGUACAGGCCUUGUAUGCAUCACUUGGAUACGGUGCCAUCCAGGUUGUAUCGACGAUUCCAACAUUGUUCCUCAUCGAUACCAAGGGCAGAAGAACCCUGACUCUGAUUACAUUCCCAUUCAUGUGUAUUUUCCUACUCGCGGCAGGUUUGUCACUCCUGAAACACGACGGAACCGCGGGUGAGAAGAUUGGACCUGUUGCAUUAUUCGUCUACUUGUUCACUAUCGCGUACUCCCUCGGCGAAGGACCUGUCGCUUUCCAAUACUCCGCCGAGGUUUUCCCCACAAUCCACCGAGAGCAGGGAAUGGCCUGGGCAGUUUGCAUCAAUAAUACAUUUGCUGGUGCACUUGGUUUAACAUUCCCUCGAAUGACCAGUGUCAUGACUCAAACUGGCGCUUUCGGUUUCUAUGCAGGACUCAAUUUGAUCGCUUGGGGCAUGAUAUUCUGUUUCGUCAGAGAAACCAAACAGCUCACGCUUGAAGAGUUGGAUCAGGUUUUCUCGGUUCCCACAAAGAAAUACAUUGGUCACGAAUUGACCGUAUGGCUUCCCUGGUUUAUCCGAAGACAUGUGUUCCGGCAGAACAUUCCCAAGCCUCCGGCGAUCAUCGCAACGGCGAAGGAAGUCUCUCCUACAAGUCCACCAACAUACGGAGAAAGUGUGGCUAUGGCAAAGUGA
Molecule: messenger RNA, 1893 nt
Organism: Penicillium brevicompactum
Lineage: Eukaryota; Fungi; Ascomycota; Eurotiomycetes; Eurotiales; Aspergillaceae
Product: facilitated glucose transporter
Exons: 10
Coding region: 1-1893 (630 amino acids)
Biological process (GO): transmembrane transport
Cellular component (GO): membrane
Molecular function (GO): myo-inositol:proton symporter activity
Source: RefSeq, a predicted model, not a curated record